UGCAGUAGAGUAUCUUCCAGGUGAUGGCUAUGCGGAUCGUGGAGGCUUUGUGGAGUAUCUGCAUCCGGACUUCAGUGCUGUCCGCUCGAGGAAUCGGCUGAUUGAGAUGCAGCAAACAGGAUGGCUGGACGCGGUCAAAACGGCUUCUUUCGUCGCAGAAGUGACGCUGUUUAACGGGAAUGUCGGAGCGCAGUUUUUGCACUUGUCGUUCAUAUUCUUACGUGGAUGGGUUCUCGUUCAUCCUUCUUACCGUUGUAACUACAGUACUUAACUACAUCAACUCCUUCUUGCAAUCAAUGUACAUAACUCCACCAACUUGUAGUCGGAGAUCAUCUUCAAACAUCAACGUCCGUCUCAUCCUUUCAUCUCUCCACUUUCCUCUAUCUAAGUCUUGAAACCCAGGCCAACGGCCUUGUGAAACCGCGUUUAAGUGUCGUUCCCUUUGGCCUCAACCUCUACGCGCACGCGUGGGAGACGUAUUUUCGGCUGAUCUUAGAGAUCUGUGUGGUGUUACUUUUUUCCUUCUUCUUGGUGGACGAAUACAACAACUUCUCCGAUGCGCCGGUGCAAUAUUUGAAGAAGCCGCUGUCUUGGCUUUCCGUCGGCAACUUGGCGCUUUGCUUCACCUGCGUGAUCCUCUACAUCUACUGGGUAACGAGUCACAGUUUUUCGAGUAUGGAACUUCCGUUGGAGGGAUUGCAAGAAGGGGGAAUGAUUUCCAAGCAAUGGAUCGAGGGUGUCAAAGAGCUUCAGUUUCUCUCCGAACGCGCACAAGCGGUCGCGACUGUGGGAGGAGUGAACAUCUGUUUCAUCUUUUUGCGGUUGCUUUAUGGCAUGGCGCAAUCAACGCUUCAAGUGAUUCAUGAUGAGCAUGAACUGAAGAACCAUAGUUCACAGGUGGACAGAAUGUCCUCAUCAUCAUGGACCUUCUAACUCGGAACCCUGAUGUCCGCAGUAAGUCCUAAUCUUGGUUUGGUCUUGCAGUCUCUGGGCCAAGGCAGCGAAAGCUUCUCCUGCUUCACCUUCAUCUUUCUCUUGCUUUUCUGCGGUUUCGGACUGAGCGGAUACCUGCAGUUCGGUGGCACCGUCGAACAGUUCUCGACGUGGUACGGGGCUCUUCUGACCUGUUUUUAAGGGCAGGUUAAAGGUGCUUUUGUUACGUACCGUUUGUUAUGGCUCUCUCCCUUAGGUGGGGACAGCCAUAACAAGCGGGAGAACCCACGAACACCAAAAUAAACCUACCUCUAAUGUUUACGCAUGACGAUUGGGGAUUUCGAUUUCAAGGAAAUGCACUCAGAGGCUCAGAACCCGUUUGUGGCUGUCAUUUGGUUCGUCAUCUUCAUGGCGAUUUUCUUCCUCGUCUUGUUAAGGCAAGAACUCCUGCUAUUACAGUUUCCGCCUCUAUCGCGGCUAUCCAACAGGAUGAACACCAGGGAUCUCUCAAACACAAUGAAAUAUGCAAGGGACGAAAGGAGCCUACUUGAGAUGAAGGAUACGCGGCUAUAGCGAGGACGGACUACUGGAAGUAGCUCUAAUCUUGGUGAACAUGUUCCUAUCCAUCAUCGUCAGCUGUUACAACAAACAAGUGCGCUAUUUGAACGAGCAGAUUGAGAUCCACGGCGAAAUCGACAGCCUGAAAAUCUUCGCAAAACAAGUCUUGCAGUUUCUGUCCAAGACGUUCAACUUUUUGGAGAGGUUAAAAAUGUUGGCAGCCUUGAACGCGAGCAGUGGAUCCAAAAAGCUCAAUUUCGAACUGAUCAACAAGCUACGAGCCAAAAAGAAGGCCCAGUCGUACCCAGGUUCGACGCACUGUGUGGCGAUAUCGACCUUGUUCUUACUCUUCUUUCUGACAAUCACGCGAAUAGCAAGAAUAAGAGAUUCGCUGACGUACCAAGUGUCGACGGGGUCGGACCUGCAGAGGAGUCACUGGACUACGAUGCUACCUGAUGCGUUCGCAAACCCACAGUAUCCUGCGGCUCGUCGUGCAAAUUUCUCAAGCGUCACCCAAAUGGCGGAACUGCAUUUAUGAAAAUGCAACGACAUCGUGAUCCUCAUAGAAGAGAACCAUUUCGUCUCAGUAUAGUCUUUUAUGUUGUAAAAAGAUAUGUCAAAAUUCGAAUUGCAUUUCGCGGCCCAAGUCCAUCAUCUAACCCCCGACUGGAUUCGCUACAGCUUGAUAGACGAAAUGUACAGCUGUGUCUGGGAUAAUGCUGCUUCCGUUGCCAGCUCAAAAGUGGAGGAUUGCUUUUAUGCGCGUGACGAGUUACGUAGAAAACCGGAGGUGUACCGAACAAGGGAACAGAACUACACGUGGCUGUUUGCAGGGAACAGUUUACAGGGAAAGCCUGUGGUAUUGAGUACAGCGAAUGGCACUGUGUCCAGAAGAAGAUUGGGAGAGAUGGACGACGGAGAGGGUUACGUUGAGGAUAGCCUUCAGCAAGGUGACGGCACAACAAAAGGUGAAGCCAGCUUGUUGGAUUUGAUGUCGUCAUCGGCAGUGCCUGUUGAAGAAGAGGUCCGAAGUCGCAUGCAGGAAAAGGAAUAUAGCAGAGAAACUAUCGAACCGCGUGGAGGUACAAGCACUGGACUAGCAAGAGGAUUAGAUGAGGAGGAUCGAAUGGCACUUCGAGGCUUGAGGUAUUUGACGAGGAUAGAUCUUCAAGAUAAAAACCAGGAUAUCGAGGCAAACGCACAAGAACCUCGUGCAGACGAAAGGCUCCUCACACCGACAACAGCAGCCAAUAGCACCACAUCUUCUACUUCAACGACAACUACUGUGGCUGCAGAAGUUUUACCGUUUUCUUCUGCUAAGACCGUAAGUCUAGGAUACGUUUUCGAUCAUAUGCGUGAGUCAGCGGCGACCAAUCGGGGUAAUGCUGCUGCAACAGGUGGCACGCAAGUUUCUCUGACUAGUUUUACUCCGCGUGUGCGGGAUUGGAGUGUUGGAUUCAUGCGUGACAACUUCAUCCGACUAACGAUUCAGCCAGCUUGCUAUCGGCAAAACGACGCAGUGAGGUGGCGCUACGGCUAUCCCUUUGUAUUGGAAACUGAGGAUGAACCAAAGAGGUACGUCGAGGAUAGCAGUGCCUCUGGAAGUUCAACUACUUCAGGUGGAUCGUCAACAAGUGCGGCUAGUACGACCAGCACUUCAGCUAGUACAGUCAAUAUCAAAGUAACCAAGCCCUGCUUCGACUUCAAUGGGCAACAGGUGCAACUAAAGGAGCUCACCGGAGAAAAAUCUGGCGCAAAGUACGUGUUUGAGACAGAGACGUCCUUCAUGAAGGAAGGCGGUUACGUGAUCGGGCUAGGGAAGACGAAGGCAGAAGCCCAAGCGGCUUUGAGGAUACUGCAAUUGGAUGGGUUUUUCGCAGAACAUAGAACUCGAAGGAUGAGUUUCGAUUGGAUGCUCUACAAUCCGAAUUGGGAUUUGUUUUCGUACAAUACGGCAACGUUUGAGGUGUCGCCGACGGCUGAUUAUGACCCACAUUGUUCUUGAUGUACUAGUACUUGUAUGUUGGUUCUACUACUUGUACUAGUACUUGUUGCAGACUUAAGUUUACAAUUUGUCUGUUUUUUGACAUCGCUUUUUUAAGCUUGUUCUUCUUCUAACCAAAACUAGAAAAGAAGUUUAGUUCGACCGUUUUUCCAGUGGCGCACAUUUACAGCGGAGGCUCAACUGAGGACCUAAUAUCCGACCGCGCCUUAAACACGGUGCUGAUGAUUCUCUACGUGCUUCUCGUCGUUUGGGUGACGCUUGUUAUGAAAAGUGUAAGUUUGCUUUUGCUUUUUCGUGCUCGUGUAGAUGAGGAAUGCGUUACUACGGAAGCCCGACAAGAACUCUUCCUUCUAUUCUAACCUCCGCGUAAUGGUCUCCGAGCUGCUCGUGCAGCACCAGAUCAGUUCAGAACUUGGGAGACCGUUUUACGGCUUUAUCUUUGACUUCUUUGACGAAGACAGUUACAACUACGUAAAUGCUCUGGGUGCGCUGGCAAACAUCAUGGUUAUCGUGUCGUGGUUGCAGUUUGUGGCAUUGGACGUCCACGAAUUGAUACUCGAAGCAACCGGAGCUGCAAGCAAGCUGAAAACUGAUAGCAGUAUUUGGAUGUUUCAGAUUCAUACACAUACUUGAUGGAUUUCUUCUACAUUUUGUAGUUCAAAUUUAACAUGCUUGGGUGAUUUUAUAGAUACAUCACAACCACAAGAAUCCUUUCUGUUUUGGAGUUGCAUUCCCUUGUCUCCACUCCCUGGAAUAUCUUAUUCCUCCAAACACCACCACUCAGUGAACUCCGUCAUAUCCGGCGAUUUGGUCCAACACGAGAGAUUUGCUGAGGCCGCUAGCUCCUGGAACGUGUUUGUGGGUUGGUCUGCGAUCAAUAGUUUUUUGCUCGCCUUGCGCAUAAUGAAGUAUUUUGGCGAGAUUUCAGCCGUUGCGAACUAUAAGCAGGAUGAAUCACCAGCGGAAGAGGUGGAGUACGAGUUCCAUGAGGAAUUAGAAAAAGCCUAUGUGUUAAGGCUCAACUUUCAAUGGUCACCAUUGAGAUUGGAGUCACUGAGAUCGAAGAGGCGGCCCCUUGAGGAAAGAUGGGGGGAAAACGAAGGGAAAGGGGAGAGCUUUGAAGGGGGUCCCUUCCGUUCAGAGUCAGUGACCAUUGAAGGCUGAGCUUUAAACGUGGGUCCGAAUUCGUUUAAAAACACCUUCAACGCCCCUGCGGAAACAGCCGGCGUGCGUCCUGGGUGGGUAGUCGAUAAGAUCAACGAGAAGAGCUUGAGGGAGCUUUUGCAUCGGGCACGAGGAGAAGCUGAAAAUUAUGGCUCCUGUGAGAUCAUCACUAAAUAUAACAAGAAGAUACUGAUACUGGCUACUCAAAUAUUAUGUCCACAAAGAAUCCAUUUCCAUUUUGAAUUCAAAAAUGAAGCACUUACUAAGAUGCAUAGGUCAUCUUCUAAGAAAGGAAAGGCGAACCGUUUGCGGGACGUGUCUGGUUCGAUAACUACAUCAAAGGUGUGGAGCCGCCAUGCCAAAUCGUCUUCAAGUCUCAGACGGGAAUGACAGGGACCUUAGUGAAGGCAUUGGCGAGAUGUAUUUCGCAGGUACAUACAACUUCUUGGACUUUGAAAAACAAAAAGCUAAGCUUCUCGUUUUCAGAGGAAAUAUGAUCUUGACAUGUUCUUGUUGCUUUGUCCCCUUGUCCUAUCCUGUACUAGCACUAGGAGCUUUAUUCUUCCAUGUCCACCCUAGACGUUCUCAAUCUCACCACCAGGUUCUCCGUUUCACGAUGAUCUUGAUGAUACUGCUCCUCGGUUUCGCAAUCCUGUUUCAUAUCCAGUUUGGCACACAGUUCAAGGCUUUUGCGAAUCCGGCUACGUCCAUUAUCAGUCUCGUCCGAUUCAUGAUGGGAGACGUGUUUGCAUUAGAAUCUUUGCUAGAGGCGAAUUACCCUUUCACGUACGUGUUAUUUAAGGUUGCAAAAUGUAGUUUCCAUAUUCUUGUCUGGUUCCGUAAUAUCUUGAUGCCGUUUCUCAAGGGAAAAGACGAGGCACAAAUAUUUAUAGGAUGCAUGUGAAGAAGAUGAGUCCGCUUUUUGAUGCUGGUGGGGCUUCUAAAUCAUUCUGGGGCUUCGAAGUGGUGUUUUUCUUCGUCUUGUCGAAACAGUUCCUUGCUGUUAUGGUGUACAGCUGGAAAGUCCACAGGGAAGAAACGCAAGUCUACGGCAUCUUUCGAAACCUGACCAUGCUAGCCGAAAAUGCAGUACAAAGUAAUCCUGUACUGUUGAAAAUUGCGACGAAUGUGUUGAAAAGCUGUAGUUGUGGAACGAGUUUAUAUGGUGGCAGCGGCAAAGGGGAGGGGGGAGAGUUAUGGGCUACAGUGUUACUAACUUUGCACCAGAACCGUUCAUUAUAUAACCGGAAAGGUCGCUCUCCCCUGGAGCUACUUCCCUACUGGAUGGCCUCACGAGUAGACACCUACUGCUAAAAAACAGGCGCCAUGUUGACAUGACAUGAGGAUAUGUUUCCAUUCAUCAAAGUGGGCCUCUGAUCUCAGCUUAGAGAUGACCUCUAUGGCUUUUAGUGGACCUCGUCCUCUGGUCACUGAGCUCUCUAGCUCCUCUGGUCACUGGGCUCUCUAGCUCCUCUGGUCACUAGCUCCCUAUAUCAUCAAAGUGGUUCUCCUGUCCUCACGGUUCUGCUCCUGUGCUCUAAGCUGAGAUCUCGAAGCUGUGGGUGAAAGCUACUGGCGACGGUUUGGCGUAUUGAAACAGCUGUUGCAUUUGCACGAGGACUCGUUGACAGUGGACACCGCAUCGAUGGAACUGCAUAAAUACCUGGUUUUGCAUCCAUUGGAGGAAGAAGAGGAGGAAGGCAACGACUUAUGUCCUCUGAAGAUCAUGAAACCUCAAAAUCCUGUCUAAAUGAGGCUAAGUAAAAGUAAAUAACGUGAAAAUUAUGUGGAAGAACUCUACUUCACUGUACUAACAGAAGUUCUGAAGACAACUCUUCAAGAAAACGAUGAGAAACAAGCACAACGACCUCUAAAAAAUCAAAAACAAGGAGCGAGCACACCUGGAAAUAAAGACCCUGGAGGUGAGGGAGGUAAAGCAUCACCUGCGAAGAAGGGUGAGAACGAACUACAAAAGUUAAGGUUUAGGAUCUACAUGACAAUAGAAAUGUCUGUUAGUUUCUUUUUCCUUUGCCAUUGCCUGCUUGUUAGUUUCUUGCCGAUGAUGCGAAGUCCUCCUCUUCGUGCUCCGGUUUCUGCGGAGCGACGAUCAUGCCCGCUGCCUCUAACGCAAGCAGGAAAAAAAUCGAAUAGCAAAACUCCCGCAGCAGCAGUGAAGCUGAUCAACUCUAGACUCGCUGGACCGCAGCAAAACCCCUUAGAUCCAGCCAUCCAGGAGCUCGCACAAGAGUUGCGAAGAGCAUCGAGGCAAAAGGAGGACGAUUUCCGCAAUAAGCUGUUCGAACGAGGCGACAUAGCGGAGUUCGCGAGGAAGCAAGUCACGGAGAAAAUCCGCGUUGGAGUGAUGGAUAUCUGCCUCAAGCACAUAUGCCUCGACACUACUGACGGCCUCAGGGAACACCUAGUUCGCCACAGGCUCUUGAUGCAGAUGGGAAUUGUACGGUUUGAUGACUUCAGAGCCGACUCCGAGAUUAGUAAAGUGCAAAUGCCGCAGUUUUUAGGGAGAAAAGAAGUGGUGCAUAUGGAGCAUGAUCUCGAGAGCGAAUAUGCGAUUACUGAGCACCAAGAAAAUGAUUUGGAAGUGUUAGCCACCAAACUUGCGAUGCAGAGGGAGCAAAAAGCCGAAGCAGAAAAAGAAUACGCAAAAAGCGCUGCUGGAAAAGAAGCGGAAAAAAAGAGUAACAAGUUAUGGUGCAGCAGCUCACUCAAACUCAUUAUCUUUGAUGAAUAACAAACAAUGAAUUAGGAUGAUUUAUUCGAUUUCACAUUGCCUUACCUCAUUCAACUUGCUCUAUCUCAUUGUCCUGUAAAUUCAACUUCAGCAUCAACUAGUCUGACCUCCUAUUCUAAGUCUCCACUCUAGUACUACGAUGCUGGGAAGUGCAGCCUCAGCAUCCCUUAGAUUUGCAGGACGCGUCAUUGGACCAGGAUUUUCUAGGACGUUUUCAAGUCUCGGAGGAGGAAGCGCAAGCAGUAGUUUUGGAAGCGGUGGGGCAGGUUCAGGGUCACGUUAUGGCAGGCUUCAAGAUUGUUGGACUUCACUUCUCAAAACUGGUGGGAUAUCAACAACACACACUUAUGUCCCUCACGACUCACGUCCACGACCACCUCUCUAACAAUCGCUUUCCCUCUUACGUGCUGGCACUGCUGACUUCGCACGCGCAAGUCUUCGCAAACUGCCGAGCGGUCUUCAUCUUAGAUCGCCUGGUCGUGAUGCAGAACAUGAGGCAGCAGUGCUAGAACUAGAGCAGCGGAAAGAAAGGGAUAAACUGCGCGCACUGUUGCCGCCAAGCCCUUCCGGAGAUGGAUUGGCUAUUCUUUUAUGUUCUGGUGUUCAUCGUUGCUUUACCCUCAAUAUAGCUAGUCGUUCAUGUGGUUCAUUGUGCGUGCUGAGUAAGUAGAUAGAAAUCAGUGAAAGCUAGUCUUCAGUUUCACAGCUCCUUUCAAGUUCAUCACUAAAAGGUAGUCCUCUUCAGUUUCACAGCUCCUUUCAAGUUCAUUAUUCAUCGUUUCUCUCUAAUUCACCGCGAGCUACUCUUGGACACCCUAUUGACUUCGCUAGAGGGCGCCCGCAUCGUGCAGCAGCUUCGAGAGCUGUUUGAGCGAAAAACACCUCAAUUCGAACCCGAAAAUAGCAAGGAACGCGCUGUCCUAACCAAAAAGGCUCUGCUAGCGGGCAAGCGUUUCGAGCUCUUUCGUGCCUUUCUAGAGGGCAAAGUCCGGCGAAAGCUAGUUGCAACCUUAAUCGAAUGUGCAGAGGCAAAGAGUCAGAUCAAUAAAGAGCAGACUGUCAUACUGUACCGUUACAGCCAGGAAAUACAGAACCAGAGCUCGGGAGUGGAGGAUCAGAUACAGGGUCUGAUUAAGGCUCAAAACAAUUCAUUUCUACACGCUAUUUCUUCUUGUUUCCUUCUUAGGCUCCUUGACAUUGAGACGAGAAAUGCACGCAAGAAAUGAAAUGUUUCGAGCUCUAAAAUGAUGGCAAAUAAGAAUGCUCUGGAACGCAAGCUUCGGCCUUUGAUUAGCGGGGAACCUGGAGCUUGAGCGUGAGCAGCUUGAUGAGGGUGGCUGAAAGUCUUUAGUUGCGCUAUUUGCGUUGCGUGUAUUCCUAGACUAAGCACAUCAUCAGCGUUACACAGUAGUCAUUUUCACUUUUCACAAUGUCAUAUUAUCAAUGUUGCUGUAGUUACUUUGAUUUACGAAAAUGUCAAGCAAAAAGAAUUUCGAUGAUGAACUAACACUAACUAGACGAUGAAUGUAAUUAUUUUUGAAAAACAUUCGUGGUCACGCAAUGUGGUGGUCAUUGCUGUGGUUGCAAAAUUGAAUCCUUAUACUUACGUUAACUUUAACACUUACACUUCCUCAUAUAUCAAUUGAACAGUAUCAUGCGAUGCCACCAUGAAUCCUUAUCGUAUUCAAGUGGUAAAGGUAGGUGGCUUAGGGAGUACUAGAUUAGCUGCAUUCAAGAACCGGUAACUCAGCGUGUGCAACAUGCGUGUCAUUUGAAAAGUCUGUAACGGAAGAAAGAGACCAGUGAAAAUUUGUCCGCUAGUACACAGCCCAUUGCCAUUCAUCACGGGACUACUCUGCCUCGUG
Amoebophrya sp. A25 is the source of this 9274-nucleotide messenger RNA. Lineage: Eukaryota; Dinophyceae; Syndiniales; Amoebophryaceae. The record is from the annotation of a GenBank genome assembly.